Messenger RNA from Clupea harengus (Atlantic herring), 2725 nucleotides. RefSeq names its product gap junction protein alpha 10 b (gene gja10b). Gene Ontology annotation, cellular component: connexin complex. Lineage: Eukaryota; Metazoa; Chordata; Actinopteri; Clupeiformes; Clupeidae. The record is from RefSeq and is a predicted model, not a curated record. Gene Ontology annotation, biological process: cell-cell signaling. Gene Ontology annotation, molecular function: gap junction channel activity.
CCUGCUGUCAACAGUUGCGUAGUACACUUGCCUAAGGCCAUUGUCCAGUCACUAGCAGAUCAAUGGAUGCGUUUUAUGAGUUUGCUCUGCAACAGACUCCAAAUUCAUUCACCAGAGAUGUCGAGACGAGGAUCAUUUCUCUUCGAGGAUCAUUUUCUCCUUCACACAAACGGAAUAUGUAAGACAGUAGUGAUUGUUUAAUCAGAAUUUAUUAUGUUUGGAUUCUUCAAACAUAGACGAUUGUUAAUACAUCUUUGAAGAUAUGUGAGAAAGACGAUGGGGGAUUGGAACCUGCUGGGGAGCAUCUUAGAGGAGGUCCAUGUACACUCCACCAUUGUGGGGAAGAUCUGGCUCACCAUCCUCUUCAUCUUCCGAAUGCUUGUUCUCGGUGUGGCUGCUGAGGACGUUUGGGACGACGAGCAGAGUGAAUUUGUUUGCAACACAGAACAGCCUGGAUGCAAGAAUGUGUGCUACGACCAGGCGUUCCCCAUCUCCCUUAUAAGAUACUGGGUAUUACAGAUCAUUUUUGUGUCGUCACCCUCCCUGGUGUAUAUGGGACAUGCCUUGUAUCGUCUGCGGACUCUGGAGAAGGAGCGACACAAGAAGAAAGUCCUGCUGAAGCUGGAGCUGGAGAUGACUGAAGGUCUGGUGGAGGAGCACAGGCGGGUGGAGAGAGAGCUGAAGAAGCUGGAGGAGCAGAAGAAGGUGAGGAAAGCUCCACUCCGCGGCUCCUUACUGCGAACGUACGUCUUCCAUAUCUUGACCAGAUCAGUUGUUGAGGUUGGUUUCUUAGUUGGGCAGUAUUCCCUUUAUGGUAUUGGCUUGAAGCCGUUAUACAAGUGUGAGAGGUUACCCUGCCCAAAUACCGUGGAUUGCUUUGUGUCAAGGCCAACGGAGAAGAACAUUUUCAUGAUCUUUAUGUUGGUCAUUUCGGGCGUUUCCCUGUUUCUCAAUCUACUGGAGAUAUUUCACCUUGGGGUGAAAAAGAUUAAACAAGGCAUAUAUGGCGGCAAAGGUCUGGAUGAGGAUAGCAUAUGCAGGUCUAAGAAGAACUCAAUGGUCCAGCAGGUCUGUAUCCUGUCCAACUCCUCUCCUCAGAAACUGAUACACGUGACUCAUUCGACCUGCGCAGUCGUUCCAGAUGGGCGAGUGGAGUCUUCACCCUUUGGACUCCCUCAGCCCAGGCAGGAGGUGAACAACAACGACAUCACCAAUGGCUCGGACCAUAACGCCAGACAGAGUCGCCUGCCCAGCCAUGCCGACCUCCCUGCCCUGAGGCAACUAGGGGCAACGGAGCGCCGUCUCACUCUUGAUACCCGGCAGGCGUCUUGCAGCAGUGAUGAUUCUAACGGGCCCAAGGGCUCAGCACCCUCCAGAAGUGUGGGGGCGGCGCCGCAGCCGCGGGCCAUGCGCAAGCAGAGCCGGGUCAGCAUUUUGAGCGAGGACCUGAGUGACUCUCCAGACAGUGCCACCUAUCCCGCCGCAAGAAAAAUGAGUUUCAUGUCGCGCGGGCUCUCCGAGAGUCCUUCUGACAGCCCUGAUUCGAAGGCAGGCUCUGAUGCUGAGGCCAAACGGAUCGCUGAGGGGGAGAGUCCCCCUGCAACACCACCCCCUGCCAGUGGAAGAAGAAUGUCAAUGAGUAUGAUUCUGGAACUGUCUUCAAUCAUGAAAAAAUGAGCUCGGACUGGGGCGGCAGACACAGCAGACACAGCAGACUGGGCUGUCCACAGAUGCCAGCAGCGAGCCACGCUGUUCUACCACCCUCUGCUUAACUGCAUAAUUAUUGACAGAUUUGUUCUGCAUGAGCUGUUAAAUCUUUGCUGUGAUGAAGCUGGCAUUUGUAGAGCUAAUUACAUAACGCUGGUCAAUGUUACAUGUUCUCUAAUACACAUUUUUUUACGUACCAUUUAUGAAUAAUUUGUGAUAUUUGCACAUGUAGUAUUGGGUUCAAAGAGCUCGGAAAUUGUUGUUAUUCUCAAAGAAUUUAUUUAAAAGAGUUCCCCAAAACAAUUUAUUCAUAAACAAAAAUAAUCACAUGAGCACAAAUAUCUAUGCUGAUUACCAUCUAUGUAAUUUAACAAAAUGUUUUAGUGGACUUAAUUACAUUUAUCAGUUGAUAAUGGAAAAUCAAAGGGGAAUUUAAGGGCUUUGUUGGUAUUGUGUUAUUUUUGCGAUAAAAAAUAUCCAUGUUUUCAUUGAAAAGGCUUUAAAAAAAUUAGGGGUUAAGUUCCAGGCUUUGACAAAGCCUUGUAUAAAAUACAAAUUUAUCAUGAGGCUACAUGUUUUUUUUUUUACUUAAUCUCUGUUUUUUAUCUGAGUGCCUGUUCCCCUUGGAAUUCUCAAACACCAGCUGUUUCCAACCAAACUUAUAUUGGAAUACAAAGUUCAAGGAUAUUCAACUGAGGAACUUUGAGGCUAAACUGGCACUACAAUUCUCAUCAUCACUGAAUCUCCUUCCCAUCGCCGAAUGGACUAAAAAUAUUUGUUCUCACAUUUAGAAGUGAUGUAGCAUCUUUCAAUAGCUUGAUUGCGAAUGGCUUUAUAGCUCUCAGAAACCAAUGUUCCAGGAGACUGAUCAUUUGAAUUGAAAUGAGUAGAUGUUGACAAAGGGACAAGGGGGAAGCUUUGUUUGAGGUAUGUGAUAGUCAUGCUGAUUCAUUGCUGUUCCCUCAAGAUGUCUAUUGGUCUUUCCUGAUUGCUUUUAAAAUAAAAUGUUAUGCUUUUA